Vicia faba (fava bean) is the source of this 777-nucleotide messenger RNA. NCBI's taxonomy places the organism in Eukaryota, Viridiplantae, Streptophyta, Magnoliopsida, Fabales, Fabaceae. The record is from the annotation of a GenBank genome assembly.
AUGUCUGCGGCUCUUGAUAUGACACUCGACGACAUCAUCAAGAACAACAAAAAAUCUGGAUCCGGUAACUCCAGAGGCCGAUCUAGACCCGCACCCGGUCCUGGACCCGCUCGCCGGGCUCCUAACCGCAUCUCCAACCGUUCCACACCUUACUCCGCUGCUAAGGCGCCGGAGACGACGUGGCAGCAUGAUUUAUAUGGAGAUCAGCAUGUGGGUGCGGGUAUUCCUGCUCAAGGUGGUCGUGCGCCUUCCAUAGAAACUGGAACCAAGCUUUAUAUCUCUAAUUUGGAUUACGGCGUUUCCAAUGAUGAUAUUAAGGAAUUGUUUUCUGAAGUUGGUGAUUUGAAACGACAAGGCGUUCAUUACGACAGGAGUGGCAGAUCGAAGGGUACUGCAGAAGUAGUCUUCUCACGGCGACAGGAUGCUGUUGCUGCUGUGAAGAGAUACAAUAAUGUUCAACUAGACGGGAAACCAAUGAAGAUAGAGAUUGUCGGAACAAACAUUUCUACACCUGGCGCAGCUCCUGCUGUAAAUGCCGCUAUUGGAAAUUUUAAUGGAAUUCCUCCAAGUGGUCAAGGAAGAGUUGGAGAUUUUCGAGGGCAGGGAGGAAGAGGUCAAGGCAUUCGAAGAAAUCGAGGACGUGGAAGAGGCAGCGGUGGAGGUCGUGGUGGUGGUCGUGGUGCCGGACGCGGUAGAGGCCGCGAUGAAAAGGUAUCUGCAGAAGAUCUUGAUGCUGAGCUGGAGAAGUAUCAUGCAGAGGCUAUGCAAAUAAACUAA